Molecule: messenger RNA, 1014 nt
Organism: Sugiyamaella lignohabitans
Lineage: Eukaryota; Fungi; Ascomycota; Dipodascomycetes; Dipodascales; Trichomonascaceae
Gene: HTD2
Product: hydroxyacyl-thioester dehydratase HTD2
Exons: 1
Coding region: 1-1014 (337 amino acids)
Cellular component (GO): mitochondrion
Molecular function (GO): (3R)-hydroxyacyl-[acyl-carrier-protein] dehydratase activity
Source: RefSeq, a predicted model, not a curated record
AUGGUUUUUUUGAAGGUAGCCCGUCAAUUGGCUCCUGUGAGUGGAUUUUCGGCCCGUAGUGCCCGGUUUUUGGCGACAGCUGCGCCGACUUCGGCGAUACAGCUGUCUUCUCAGGGACCCUGGAAGUACUUGGACACGAUAUCUCCGAACCAGUCCCGGAAGCUGGAUGCGUCGCUUGCUUCGUAUCUUCCCGGGGUGGAAUUGGUUCCGCCAACUGGAGGACCGGCUGAAUCGCUGCCAUUGGGCCAGGUGCUGCCAGCAGGAUCACAUCUGGUAUUUUUCAAUCCAGAUACUCCCGAAAAUCAGCUAUCAAGUGAUGGUUAUGAAGACUUCCAGUCGCCAGGUCCUCGGUUCCCGAAUAGAAUGUGGUUUGGUGGGUCGGUAGAGUUCUCGAAAUCUCCUUUGAUUAUUGGUACAGAGUCGACUUGUGUGGAAUCUGUUAAAUCUGUCGACCAUUCCGUGAAACCUGGUCUGCCGGAUACUGAACGGGUAUCAGUGACUCUGGAAAGACUUCUUUAUAACAAUCGAAACCCAAAGUCGACGGAUAAUUUCUCGGUUCGCGAGGUUCGUACUCUGAUAUAUUUCACAGAAGAAGCUGGUAAAGAUCGCGACAAGAUCUUUAGUCGGUUCCUGCAACCGCCAGCCAAUCCAGCUUAUUCUCACUCUUUCACUCCAUCCCCAGUUCUGCUAUUCCGGUACUCUGCUCUCACAUUCAAUAGUCAUAGAAUCCACUAUGACCCUCGUUAUUCGAGCGAUGUCGAGCAGCUGCCGAACGUGCUUGUUCAUGGACCUCUGACUGUCACUUUGCUACUUCGCUGGCUAGAAUCGUCGGUUUUAAAAGACACCGGAAAGUCUGUCAAAUCCUUCACCUACCGAAGUCUACUUCCUCUCUUCGUCGACGACGAGCUCACUCUGUGUGCCUCACGUAUCAACCACGAAACAAACUCGCUCGAAGUCUGGAUCCAGGACUACCGAGGCUCUCUCUCUGUUAAGGGUGCUGUUACUCUUCAUUAG